AUACAGGAAUAUUUUUUGCUGUCACCAACUCUUUCAUAUUCUUCUUCCUCCAUAUUUGAUGUAAGCCAAACUCUUUCUUCAUCACAUUCAAAAACAUUUGUUAUUUGCGUGACCAAUACCCCCAUAUCAUUUCAUCCCCUUCCGGGGUUGAUUUGAUAUCUGAUAAAGUACAUUUUCUCCACCAGUCCUAGAGGCAUAUUUAUCAUUUUAAAACAUCUUUCAGGAACACGUGACAAGAUGUUCAAGCAGGGUGGCAUGGACAUUGAGUCCGGCCAAAAAGGCGGUGGCGUUGGUGGUGGCCAAAUAUAUCCAGGGCAAAUGGAAGAUCCUCAGAUGAGAUGGGCAUUUAUCAGAAAAGUUUACUCCAUUAUAUGUGUGCAGCUUUUCGUCACCGCCGUGAUCGCCACCGCCAUGUUCUUCACUCCAGCAGUCAAAGUUUACAUGCGAACCAUUAUGGGCAAAGUCACCAUUAUUGUCCUUCUUGUCAUCGCUUUUAUACUUGUCUUCUUGAUGGCAAAAUACGGCAAAAAACAUCCAUGGAACUAUGUACUUAUGUUCGUGUUCACCUUGUGUCUGGCAUGUGUUGUGGGAGUGGCCUGCGCAUUUAAAAGCGGGGAAACUAUCUUGAUCGCUGCUGGGCUGACGGUUCUUAUAACUGUUAGUCUUACCCUCUACACAUUUUGGGCUGCAAGUAAAGGCAAAGACUUCACCUUUCUUGGCCCAUUCUUAUUUUGUGCCUCCAUAGUCCUCUUUAUGUUUCUUCUAAUGCAGUUUGUUCUCCAUCUAGGAAAAGAAGCACGCGUGGUAUAUAGUUGUCUUGCAGCACUCCUAUUCUCAGCGUAUAUCAUAUACGACACAAAUAACUUAAUCAGGAACUUCACAUACGAUGAAUAUGUCAUCGCAGCAAUCUGCCUUUUCGGAGACAUCGUUAACCUAUUCUUAGCUCUUCUUGGCCUCACUGGUGAUUAAAGAAA
Molecule: messenger RNA, 974 nt
Organism: Lycium ferocissimum
Lineage: Eukaryota; Viridiplantae; Streptophyta; Magnoliopsida; Solanales; Solanaceae
Product: protein LIFEGUARD 4-like
Exons: 5
Coding region: 238-969 (243 amino acids)
Cellular component (GO): membrane
Source: RefSeq, a predicted model, not a curated record